Molecule: messenger RNA, 1790 nt
Organism: Mollisia scopiformis
Lineage: Eukaryota; Fungi; Ascomycota; Leotiomycetes; Helotiales; Mollisiaceae
Product: amidase
Exons: 13
Coding region: 159-1790 (543 amino acids)
Source: RefSeq, a predicted model, not a curated record
AUAAAUAUGUGAUGACUAUCAACAUCGGUCAUGGAUAUGAGAUACAAGAUCUCCAUCUUGUUCUUGUCCAUCUGUCUGUUCUCGCUCUGGCUGCGCGCUCGAAGCAGCGUCCAGGAGUCUCUAUUCGACAUGCAGCUCCCGGCCCACCUUGAUCGCCCAUGGCAAGAAAUUACUGGCUGCUCCCUACAGAUGUAUUGACUCGAGCGGAAAACACGCCAAAACUAGUGGGGGACUUCAUCGAAUCUCUGCUGGACCCAGAAACCCGUGAGAUCACAGCCUUGGAUCCAGUCGAUAUCCUGGCACGUGUUCGUGAAGGUACAUACACAGCAGUAAAGGUCACUACAGCAUUCUGCAAGAGAGCACCAUACGCCCACCAGCUUAAUAACAAUGUCCUCGAGUUCAUCUUCGAAGCAGCUCUCGAGCAGGCGAAAGAGCUUGACCAAUACCUCGAACAACAUAACGAGACUGCUGGUCCGCUGCAUGGUCUUCCUGUCAGCAUGAAAAAUCAAUUUCACGUCAACAGUGUUAAUACUUCGAUGGGAUACGUGGGUUGGAUCAACAAGGAGAGACCCGUGGAGAGCCUUUUAGUGAAAGAGCUGAAGAGCUUAGGAGCAAUCCCAAUUGCCAAAACUACAUGCGUGCAAACUUUGUUUUUUGGAGAGACGAACAAUAACAUCCUUGGGUACACGAAGAAUCCUUUCAAUCAGGCUCUGUCCACUGGAGGAUCCUCUGGAGGUGAAGGAGCAUUUCAAGCACUGCGAGGCAGCGGGAUUGGAUUUGGGACGGAUAUUGGUGGCUCAGUCAUAAUGCCGAGUGCAUUUGCCGGACUUUACAGCCUCAAGCCGUCUCAUGGCCGCAUCUCUUACAAAGACGUGGCGAAUAGUGUUCCUGGCCAGCCAGUAAUUCCCUCGGUCAUUGGUAUCAUGGCCAUAUCGCUUCCAUCCCUGCGACUGAUGUUUAAAUCUUUGCAAUCGACGAAACCUUGGCUUGACGAUCCAGAGGUCAUCAAUUUCUCGAGCAGACUGGAAACGGAACCCAACUCUAUAGCACUAGAAGGCAGCGAUAAAGUAUCGUUCGGGCUAUAUGAAAAUGAUGGGAUGGUUGUUCCACACCCUCCAAUCCAACGGGCUUUGCGAAUAGUCCAAAAGGCUCUAGAUCUCAAGGGAUAUAAAUUCGUGACAUGGGACCCACCAUCUCAUCGAGAGGCAGCAACUAUGCAUAGCUUCUUCCUGCGCGCUGAUGGAAACGCGGAUGUCUUUGAGCAAAUCAAUUUGUCUGGCGAGCCCUUUAUUCCAGAGAUACAAGCACAGUUUGGGGAGAAGCCCAAGCCCCCAGCUCUAUUACUGGAUUUUUAUAAGCAGUACUUGCAUCUCAAAGAAUGUCGUGAAAAAUAUCAAGCGUAUUGGAACUCAACAGCCACGAAAUCUUCGACGGGCCUUCCCGUCGAUGCCGUAAUAUUGCCAGCAUCACCCCACGCAGGAGUAAUUCCAGGAAAAUAUUACCACUACUUGUACAGCAACUUCCCCAACGUUCUCGACUACACCACCAUGGUCAUCCCUGUCACCAAUGCCAAUAAGACAAUUGAUAUUUUUGAUAAGGACUACAAGCCACUAAAUGACGUGGACAAGAAGAAUUGGCUUGCGUAUGACCCCGAGAAGUACAACGGUGCCCCAGCAUCCUUUCAACUUUUAGGCAGAAGACUGGAUGAAGAGAAAUUGAUUUCAUUAGCAACAAUCAUUGUGGAAGCCUUGGAGGAGUACAAAAAGCAAGAUGGUUGGGAAAACGUGUGA